AUGGGAAGCGCCGCGUCAACCCGCAAUCGCCAGCGCAAGCAGGGUUGCGAACGGCUGGGCAUCACAAUUCUGCAGCUUGAAGAGGUGGAUGCUGUUGUGCAAGACCGCUGUCAGAAGGAAUGCUGGCCACAGGUGACCAAGUCCAAGCCCUCCGUGCAGCAGGUCGUGAGAAACUUUGUAAAACCAGAGAUCAAAGGCAAGAAGCGCAGCUAUGUCGAAAUCAAAUUCGAGGACAGGGUGAGCCCUCCUAGCUGGUUUUCGUGUCAUCCUUGGUCCAUCAGCCACGCUUCUUUGGUGUUGGGUCUGCGGCACUUGCUUGACAGACAUGGUGAGACCGAUGCGACUUCUGUUUGGGUCGCAGCUUACUGCUUGUAUCAGCAUGAUGAAGUAUCUCAUGCCCCUGACGUGGUUCUCCCGGCCGUUUUUGGGUCGAGGCACCUAUGCGACAUUGCAGUGCACAUCGAUUCACAGCGUGAAAUCUGGAGACGGAUGUGGUGCCUUUCCGAGAUCCUCGCCUCCGCAACUCACGGGGGUGAAGCGAUGCAUGUGAGCUUCGUUGCAGUGGAGGAGUCCAAGAGCGGCGAGACGACCGCGUGCUCUUUGUCUGACCAUCCCGUGGCGGUCACUGAGUCGGAGAGCGAGCGAAGAUCACGUGAUGCCAGGUUUCCACUGAGCGCCUUUGCGCUGAACCGGCCGAUUGCCAUCGACACAAGUUGCGCGACCCUCCAAGAGGACGAAGAGGCGAUCUUGCGCCAGAUCAUCAAGGAGAGCGGAGAAGGCAACAGUGGCUCGCACGCCUCUCGAAGCCCAAGCUCUCCAAAGCAACACCCGGCCUACCUCAAGGCGAAUACACUGCUGCGGGUCAAGAUCGAAGCCGCAGCCAUGCGAGUCGCUGUACUCGCCCAGGACGAGAAGAUGCAGGGCGCCCUCUUGCGAGGCGCCCAAAACAACGAGACACUUCGGGGCGAGCUGAAGCAAGCCAUUGAGCAAGCCCAGAGCCUCCUCGCUGACCCCUCGCCGCCCAAACGCGCGCCGGCGCCAGCGCCGACGGUGGAGGAGCUGCAGAUCUUGGGGCAAGGUCCGGCGGCGGAGGACCUUGAGCGCUCAACGAGUUCCAAGCUCCUGGGGGCACGCCUGGGAUACUUGUUGGAAGGCUUUCCUCUGCAAGCUCAGCGAAGCACAGGUCAAGAAGAUCCGACGUUUCAUGAGAUGAGCAAGACGCUAGCCUUGAACAAAACUGGCCUGGGGUAUAACAAGCUGUGCCCUCGUGAUGGGAGACUUCAUUGCAGCGUUGUAGAUGCACUGGCCGCCGGUGACGCGCGGAGAGCUUCACACUUCUUAUCCUGGUGCUGGGAUUAUCGCUUGCAGAUGUAUCUACAAACCUGGACGCAGUGGCGUUCACAGCAUCAUGCGGAGGCCUUCAUUUGGCAGUGCUUCUUCUGCAACAACCAGUAUCGCCUCCAAGAAGGCCAGCAAGUGACGGAUGAAAGCCUCGGCGACAUCUUUCAAACCCGCCUGCUUGACAUCCAGCAGAUGGUGGUGAUGCUUGAUAAGUUCAUGCAGCCCAAGUACCUCGAACGUGUGUGGUGUGUCUACGAGAUGUACACGGCAGCCGCGAAUUCCGACAGAGUUACCGUGGACAUCAUGUUGCCGCCCGACCAGGCUGCGGACAUCCGGACGAAGAUCGCCUCUGGUGUCUGGGAUGACAUUCGCAAGAAGUUCCAGGAAGUCAAUGUGGAGCAUGCCAAGGCCCGGGUGCAGCGGGACGAAGACAUGGUCAAAGAGCACAUCAAGAAAGGUGCCGGGUUCGAUGCGGUGAAUGCGAAAGUGCGCGAGAAGAUGAUGGCAUGGGUUCUCAAGCAAGUGGAGAUGUUCUUGCUGGAGGAUGGCAAAGUCCGAAGUGGGGCAGACUUUUUGCGCACUGCUGGGCUUGCUGACUACAUCGACAAGCUGGAGGAGCAGGGAAUCUGCACUUUUGAAGAUCUUGAGGACUUAGAGGAUGCAGACUUGGCCGCCAUCGGCUUCGAUCCGGCCGCGCGCGAGCGUCUCCUGCAAGUGGUGAAGAUGGGGCCGUCUGCGAGGGAGGAGACCGACUUCAAGGACAAGCUGCGGAUGUUGGGCUUAACAGCAGAUGUCUUCGAGGGUCUUUCUGAGGACGAGGUCAUGCGAAACAGGAACAUGGAGGAGAGGCUGCCAACCUUGGGAGACAAGAAGAAGUUCCGCAAGUGGCGUCAGUCCUGCUUGACGGGCGAGGCCGUUGUGGAGGAGCUGGUGGCUUUGGACAUGCUUGUUGAGCGAGGCCCGGACUGGUGUUACGACGGUGACAGCGACGAUGACAUGACUCCCGAAGAUGGGGGGCCUCAAGGUGUUGGCAAAGUGGUGGCCUGGUGUUCUGCUUCGGGGGAGGCCUUCGGACCUGUUGCUCCAAGGCCUGGAUGGGUCAAGGUGCACUGGCAAGUCACGGGACGCAAGCGGAGCUAUCGAAUGGGGACGCCGGAGCGUUCAGCAGAGCUCGUUUUCGCCGCAGCCAUCGCCGAUGCCCAAGCUGCACGAGCCCUCUCAGAGGUUCCAAAGGGUGAGAUUCAGCUGCACCACCUGCGUUGUGGCUUUGGCUAUCGCUGCGGCACGAGGUUCUCCCACUAUGCCCUGUUUGACAAUCGCAUGGAGGCAUGUGAGAAGGUGGCUGCAUUCAAGCCAGGCGAUGUCGUGGAAGACAAAGAUGGGGACAGAGCCACGUGCGUUGGCUUGAAGUAUCGCGCAGAUGCCAAAAAAGUGGACAUGUGGUUCCACUGCAAUGGCAGAGACGGCGCAGGCCUGUUUACGCACGCAAGUCAUGACCGUUGUCUUCGCAAAGUUGCGCACAAGCGCCUGCAAGAGGUGAGCCGAGAUGAUGCCGAAGGUGCUUCAGAUGGUGAGAUAGAUCAUGAUGAGCGUGAAUGGGUCGGUCAGAACCUGAAACCUACGCUGAAAUACCUAUCGAAAUCCGGGCAAGUGCUCCACUUCGACGUUCGUGACGAGAUGGUUCGAUGCUUCCGUAUGCCUUUCAGGUCUGGUGACAUAUUGGUCGACAAGGCGGACGGCGAGCGGAUGACUUGCAUCGGCGUCGCGAGCGAUCCCAUGCGGCAGCUGGCCGCGCGCCAAAGAGGAGGUCGGAGGGUCCCCGGCAGUGUGGCCGAAGUGUGGUUCCACGUGGAGUCCUCGGAGGGCGCGGGGCUGAAUCCCAAAAUGCACAAGAUGCUGAGUCGAUUCAAAGUGGUCGACAACCGGCCUGUCUUGGAACAUGUGGCGCUUGGGAGCUCAGAUGCGUGGGACAUGGAAACUGCUUUGGGCUUGCUGGCCAGCCUGGAUGGUGGAUUGCAGUGUGACUUCAGCUUUCCCAGAGGUGCCGGGGAGAAUGCCACACCCGACUUCUUUGAUGUGCGACCCGAGCUUGUUUACAACGUGGUCGGCUUCCGGCCCGGAGAUGUCUUGACCAUUCGCGGAGGCCCGCCCGGCACUCGCUUGACCCUGAUUGGUCUCCGUCCAGACCCCGACACUGGUGAGAUCUCGGUUUGGUGGCAUCAUGAAGACUUUCAGUGCGUCCAUGCCGGAGCUGGCAAGAUUCCUGGUUGGGAGCACAUGCGGCAGAUGAUGCGAGACACAGGUGAGAAAGUGAACCUUGAGGAGUUGAAAGAGCGGAUACGCAGCCGAAGGGGGCGAGGUGAACAGGGCCAUGGUGAUCUCCCGGAAAUGCUUUCGCAGCUGUCAGCACAGCUUUCGCCAGCCGACCUUCAACAGCUCAUGGGGGCGUUGAUGCGCUAA
This is a messenger RNA of Symbiodinium natans, 3801 nucleotides long. NCBI's taxonomy places the organism in Eukaryota, Dinophyceae, Suessiales, Symbiodiniaceae. The record is from the annotation of a GenBank genome assembly.